Molecule: messenger RNA, 1431 nt
Organism: Triticum turgidum subsp. durum (durum wheat)
Lineage: Eukaryota; Viridiplantae; Streptophyta; Magnoliopsida; Poales; Poaceae
Source: the annotation of a GenBank genome assembly
AUGGCCGCCGCCGCCGCCGCCGCCGCCGCGGUAACUCCUCACCUCGCCGCGGUCGGGACUGGGUCCCACCAUCACCACCAGCCGCCGCAUCGUCCGCCCGUGUCCAUCUCGGCCAGACCGAGGGCGCGCCUCGUGCCCGUCGCCGCGGCGGCCGCUACUCCGGCCACCGAUGGCGUCGCGCCGGUGCCACCCCACCCCAGGCGCUCGUUUGUAAAGCGCCACACGAUAUCAGUUUUUGUUGGGGAUGAGAGUGGGAUGAUCAAUCGGAUUGCCGGGGUCUUCGCGAGAAGAGGGUACAACAUCGAGUCAUUGGCGGUUGGGCUGAACAAGGACAAGGCGCUGUUCACCAUUGUAGUGUCAGGAACAGAGAAAAUAGUUACACAGGUCGUCGAGCAGCUCUACAAACUUGUCAAUGUUAUACAGGUUGAUGAUUUGUCAAAGGAACCGCAAGUUGAAAGAGAGCUCAUGCUUAUAAAACUAAACGUAGAGCCAGAACAGCGGCUCGAGGUGAUGGGUUUGGUUGACAUUUUCAGAGCCAAAGUGGUUGAUCUUUCAGACCAUACACUAACUGUUGAGGUAACUGGCGAUCCUGGAAAAAUUGCUGCUGUACAGAGGAACCUGAGCAAAUUCGGGAUCAAAGAAGUUGCCAGAACUGGCAAGAUAGCUUUGCGGCGUGAGAAAAUGGGACAGACAGCUCCCUUUUGGAGAUUCUCCGUAGCUUCCUAUCCUGAUCUUGAAGUAAAAAUGCCUUCAAAAUCUACACUAAGCACUGCAAAGACAACCAGUGGGGAUUCUGAGGAAUCAUCCCAGGGCGAUGUUUAUCCAGUGGAAUCUUACGAAAGCUUCUCGAUGAAUCAAAUUCUUGAUGCUCAUUGGGGUGCCAUGACUGACAGUGAUCCUACAGGGUUUUGUUCACAUACUUUGUCAAUCCUUGUGAAUGAUUCCCCUGGAGUUCUUAAUGUUGUAACGGGUGUCUUUGCCCGGAGGGGCUAUAAUAUUCAGAGUCUUGCUGUUGGCCCAGCUGAAAAAACGGGCACUUCUCGCAUCACCACUGUCGUUCCUGGAAAUGAUGAAUCUAUCGCCAAGCUAGUACAACAACUUUACAAGCUCAUCGAUGUUUAUGAGGUUCAAGAUCUUACACAUUUACCAUUUGCGGCUAGAGAGUUAAUGAUCAUAAAGGUCGCUGGGAACACCUCAGCUCGCAGGGAAAUCCUGGAUAUUGCUGAGGAUGUUUUCAGGGCCAAAACGGUUGAUGUAUCAGGCCACACAAUAACUCUUCAGCUUACUGGAGACCUUGAUAAAAUGGUUGCACUACAAAGGUUGCUUGAGCCCUACGGCAUCUGUGAGAUUGCACGAACUGGCAGGGUUGCGCUGUGCCGUGAGUCAGGAGUCGAUUCCAAGUACCUCCGUGGCUAUUCCCUUCCUGGAUAG